Messenger RNA from Trypanosoma rangeli, 373 nucleotides. RefSeq names its product group II trans-sialidase superfamily. Lineage: Eukaryota; Euglenozoa; Kinetoplastea; Trypanosomatida; Trypanosomatidae. The transcript has a single exon. The annotation marks the transcript as partial. The record is from RefSeq and is a predicted model, not a curated record.
CAGCUUUGAUGCAUCCGAGGAACAUGCAGGUGACAGCUUUAAAGCAUCCGAGGAACAUGCAGGUGACAGCUUUAAAGCAUCCGAGGAACAUGCAGGUGACAGCUUUAAUGCAUCCGAGGAACAUGCAGGUGACAGCUUUAAUGCAUCCGAAGAACAUGCAGGUGACAGCUUUAAAGCAUCCGAGGAACAUGCAGGUGACAGCUUUGAUGCAUCCGAAGAAGUUGCAGGUGACAGCUCCGAUGCCUAUGAGCGGCGUGCAGGUGACAGCUACGCUGCCUAUGAGAAACUUGCAGGUGACGAUGCGGUGCGUGGGUGUGUGUCUCGGUUGUUGCUGCUGCUAUUGGGUCUAUGGGGCUUAGUUGCCCUGUGUUGA